AUCCAUAUGCCUUUUCCGUCCAUCUUGUCGACGGAUUUGAACAAUCCCGAACCAGACCCAGGCGAUAGCAACAAUGGAGGGAAGAAGAAAGCAGACGACCUGCGACAGUGAUUCACCUUCCUCGACCAAUUCAUCCCAGAUCGAGGCUGGCAAGUGGAGAUCUUGGGAGAGAGAUCGCCGAGGAGCAGAGGCAUGGUUUGUGCAGUAGGAGCAGAGGCAUGCGCCCUGCGGAAAGGAUGGCGGACCCUGUGGAAAGACACCCUUACCCUCAAUUUCCACUGUAGCGACCUGCCGGGCUACAUUCAACACGUAGACAACCUUCUCCUCUCCCUCCGCCGCCGUGCCGCCGCCCUACCGACCGCCGUCAGCUUCCACUUCAAGGCCACCAACUCGCUGGCGGUGCUCAGCCUCGUGAUGCGACACUACGACGUCGUCUUGUCGGGGCGGCCGCUUCAGGAUCUGUCCGUCUCUGCUCAGGUUGACGGAGCGGAUUUUUUCUUCAUCGGCGACCUUCUAAAAAAGUCCUCCCUCGAGACUCUCUGGCUGUCGAGAUGGAUUUUCCGAGGUCCGGCGUCUCCCGAGUUCAUCUCGCUGACGAGAUUGGAACUGAGUGCGUGCAGUUUCCACGGCGGCGACGACGAGCAGGACGCUACUACUACUUGUAAUUCAGCAACUGUACAUGUUUCUUUUGCGAAUUUCCCGAGCCUGAAGUGCCUGAAGCUGCUCCGGUGCCGGUGGAGCGGUCGAGUCGAGGUGUCGGCGCCGCAGGUAUCUAGUUGCACAGAUAAGAUCUUGAUCCUCAUUUAA
Linum tenue is the source of this 807-nucleotide messenger RNA. The record is from the annotation of a GenBank genome assembly. Lineage: Eukaryota; Viridiplantae; Streptophyta; Magnoliopsida; Malpighiales; Linaceae.